Daldinia vernicosa is the source of this 3081-nucleotide messenger RNA. Its product is annotated as THO complex subunit 1 transcription elongation factor-domain-containing protein. The transcript is spliced from 5 exons. Gene Ontology annotation, cellular component: THO complex part of transcription export complex. NCBI's taxonomy places the organism in Eukaryota, Fungi, Ascomycota, Sordariomycetes, Xylariales, Hypoxylaceae. The record is from RefSeq and is a predicted model, not a curated record. Gene Ontology annotation, biological process: regulation of DNA-templated transcription elongation; mRNA export from nucleus. The coding region runs from base 276 to 2783 and encodes 835 amino acids.
GUUCCAAGCUCAACACCUACGAUCUGAGCAAAGAUUAACCCAUAGAAAGCGACCCGUCAAUUUCCAAUAUUCACACUCAAUCUAUCGAUCCAAAUGUCCGUGUUCCUAACAUGAUUCGAAAACUUGUCGACAAUUAUUCAUUCGUUUGCUCGCCAAUUGUCCACGCGUUUCUUUAUUAAUAUCCGACGUUAGCAUCUAAUUCGGCUUGAAAUCCGUAUGUUCAAGGCCACGAUCGAUAAAUACCUUCAACCACGAUAUCUCCAACAAAGUUUACGAUGCCCUCAGCGAAGCAUCUGGACCACGAAAUACCUCAGGUAGACGCCUUUGCGGCGCUUCUGAAGGACGCCCUGGUUCAUGCGCAGUCUGUCAAGUUGGUGACAACAAUCGAGCCUCCACUCACCAAGGUCGACUUUGAGAAUGUACUUGCGCAACUUCCUACUAUAUUUCCGUGCGCUUCACCGGAUUAUGUUUCGGAGAACCUCGCAUCCGAGAAGGCUCGUCAGUACGCCGUUGUGGAAACGGCCGCGCGGAAUGUGUUUAGCAGCCUAGUCGCCGGGACAUCGAUUGAUUCCCCCGAAUUCGUUCAAAUUUGGAAUCUCUUUGACUUCCUGUCGGUUCUGUCUGAUAGCGAACAAUGCGACGCCGCCCUUCUUUUCUGGCUCGUGGAAGAGCUACUCGAUAGCCAAACGACCGAAGGAUGUAGGAAGAUAUUCGACUUCCUUGAGUCUCGAAGAGAGCAAAUCACCGCACAACAUUUAAACUCCAAGAAGCUGGUUAUUCUUAGGUCUUGCAACGACCUUCUACGCCGACUGUCGCGCGCCGAAGACACGGCGUUUUGCGGUCGAGUCUUCAUAUUCAUGUUUCAGUGCUUCCCUCUGGGAGAUAGGAGCUCGGUUAACUUGCGCGGAGAAUAUCAUGUCGAGAAUGUUACAUCAUUUGAAGAGACCCCAGUCCAGCCAGACGACUCAACGGAUAAGAUGGUCGUGGAUACGGAAACCGAUACAACAAAAGAUGGAAAAGACGAAAACAAGUCUACGGCUAAAGCGGUCUCAUUCGAUGGCAAGAAUAAGCCAACACCGGAGAAACCCCUCGAUACAGAUUCCCUGUAUCCUAUAUUUUGGUCGCUCCAACAUUAUUUCAGUCAACCCACAGUCCUCUUUGAUUCUACACACUUAGCAAAGUUCAAGGCUGGUUUAGAAGCCACCAUGUCUGCAUUCGAUACAGUCGCGAAACUCCAGAGAAGUACAAAGGGUUCUGAGGAGAGCAAGAUACCCCAAAAGAGAAAGUACAGUGAAGGAGAUGACGAUCUCCGCAGUAGCACGAAUAACCCUAAGUAUCUCACAAGUAGGGAGCUUUUCGAACUAGAGAUGGGCGAUCUAUAUUUCAGGCGUCACAUUCUUAUACAAGCGUUUAUCAUCUUAGAAUUUCUCCUAUCGCUCACUCCCCAAGCCAAAGCAAAACUCGCCAAAAUCAAAGUCCAGAAUAGGUCAGUAAUAUACGGCGACCACAAGCUAGGAGAAGAAGACGCAAAAUGGACAGCGGCCAUGAGGGACAGGAUAGUACUCUACAUGCAAGCUGAUUCUGAUGGAUUCUUUUUCCAUCGUGUGAUCGAGAGCGUAAUCUCCAGAGACAAGAAUUGGGCCCGGUGGAAAGUUGAAAGUUGUCCACCCAUAAAGCGAGAUCCCCUUUCGGCUGCUGAUUUCGCGGAGGGGAAAGCUAGUGCAAAGCGCAUCGCAACUAACAAGAGGCUGCGCCCUACGCCCAUGGGCUCACUCUCUCUGGAUUUCCUAAAGGAAGAGGACAGUGAAACAGCAAUGGAGAAGCUAAAGGAUCCAGAAAGAUGGAGACUUCCGGACCUGGGCGUCUUCAGGGAUAAGAUAAAAUCAGACGAUCUCGACCUCGACUUCGCGAACAGCGAGAAGGAAAAGUCGGAGAUACUCGAGGCUAAAGCUAGCAAGACUUGGAGAGCUCUUAGGAUUGCCCGGAGAUCAAAACUUUCCGUCUUUGACAAGAUUGACGAUUGGCAAAACGUCGAUGUCAUAUUUCAGGAGCAGCCAAGCUCAGAUGACGGUGAAAGAGAAACAACUGAAAACGGACAGAUGCCGGAAGAUAGACGGCCGAUCAUUUUGACAGGACCAAGCAAAGUCGGCAAAUCAACAUUACUCUCAAAACUUUUAGAGGACCACAAGGGCAUAUUCGGAAAAGUCGUCUCGCAUACUACCCGAACUCGUAAGGAUGAAGAAGUCGACGGCCAAGAUUACAAUUUCGUAGAUACCGCGGAAUUUAAUCAUAUAUUAGAGAACGACUACUUUAUGGAGUUCGUCGACCGAGACGGAGUCCAAUACGGAACGAAUCGAAAGCUAGCCGAAGCCGUAGAGGAGUCCGGGAAAAUCCCCGUCAUCCAAUUAGACCGUGAGCGUGCCCAAAUAGCCAAAGACAAUGGCUACUCUGCACGGUUCAUCUUCAUCGCACCACCUAGCAUCGAGGAGCUCGAGACACGGCUGAAGAGUUCUAGCACACCAGAAGAAGACCUGGAAAGCAUACUGAAGAUUGCUCAGGAGGAUAUUGAGCACUCUAAGUCCGAGGGAAUUUAUGAUACCAUCAUUACGAACGACAACUUAGACGAAGCAUACAAAACCCUCGAAGAAUUCAUCUACGGAACCCUAAGAGAGGCGGAGGCAGAGACAGAAGACGUCAACGGCAAUGCCAAUACCAACGGCGCAGCCGCAGCUGACGACGUAGCCAUGGAAGACGCGGUAAAUGGCGAGGAGACACCGUCAUAAGAUGUCGAUAAUUUAUUUCGGGAAAGCCAGCGCAAUGGAGGGCAGCGGUGUAAUAUUUCAAUCUAUACGAGCGGGGCAGAUAAGACUUCAGGAAUAUGCGUUAGGUGAACAUUACACCGUCGGUGUCCACCCUUGAGUCGUUUUGGUCCCUACAAAUUAGGUUGGACAAAAGGGGGGGCCCGGUUCGAAUAGACGUGUUGUUAGUAGUCAUCAAAGAUACCCAUGCAAUCAAUCCUAUCAUAAGGGGUUAAAUUUUUUUGGAUAUAUAAAUGUGAUCUGUAUAUCGGUUAAAGUUAGG